This is a messenger RNA of Cinclus cinclus, 1405 nucleotides long. It is a transcript of the gene NSUN4, whose product is annotated as NOP2/Sun RNA methyltransferase 4. The coding region runs from base 1 to 1230 and encodes 409 amino acids. Gene Ontology annotation, biological process: rRNA methylation. The record is from RefSeq and is a predicted model, not a curated record. The transcript is spliced from 6 exons. Gene Ontology annotation, cellular component: mitochondrial large ribosomal subunit. Lineage: Eukaryota; Metazoa; Chordata; Aves; Passeriformes; Cinclidae. Gene Ontology annotation, molecular function: methyltransferase activity.
AUGGCGGCGCUGGGAGGGAGGGGGCGGGCGGCGGCGGCGCUGCUGCUCCGGGGAGCGGGACCGGGAGCGGGACCGCGCCGGCACCGGCACAAGGAGAAGUGGGCUGCCACGGCCCCACGCAUCCCAUCCACACGGCUGGCACUGCAUCACUUCGACACCAGCUACAGCUUGCACCUGGGGGCCCUGUGGCCCUCAGUCCGUGCUGGCCUGCUCUGUGAGCAAAAGUAUGGGGCCCUCCUCAACAACUUUGCUGCUGUUGACCAUGUUCCCCAAGAGCUGGAGCUGCUCAACGCCACCGAUUUCAUUUCUGAGGCCCCCCAAAAGGCGCAGCACUGGCAGCAGGGUGCAGCUGUGGGGGAAGCCAGAGGGUGCCAGGAGGGCUCUGGUGAGGGCAGGACUGUGAUGCAGGCACAAAUGAUGACGCAGGCAAAGAUGUCCCCACCACUUUGCACCUCCAUCAGCUCCAAAAUCAAGUGUUACACCUUCCCCAGGGGUGACAUCACGCGCUUCCGCCCUGCACGGCUGGAUGCUCUGGGGCUCCUCGACUAUUACCUGAUGGAUGCAGCCUCUCUCCUGCCUGUCCUGGCACUCAACGUGCGGCCAGAUGACUUUGUCCUCGACCUCUGUGCUGCUCCGGGUGGGAAGACUCUGGCUCUGCUGCAGACUGGGUUUUGUGGGCAUCUGGCAGCCAACGACAUCUCCGUUUCCCGGACAAAGAGGCUGUACCAAAUUCUCCAUAGCUAUGUCCCCAAAGAAGUCAGGGAUAAUGUGAGUGUCACGUCCUACGAUGGGAGGGACUGGAACCAGGUGGAAGGUGGCACUUUCCAUAAGGUGCUGGUGGAUGUUCCCUGCACGACAGACAGACACUCUGCCAUGGAGGAGGACAACAACAUCUUCCACAAGAGGCGAACCAAAGAGCGUCAGAUGCUGCCCAUGCUGCAGCUACAGCUGCUGAUGGCUGGGAUCCUGGCAGCCAAGCCAGGAGGGGAUGUGGUUUAUUCCACGUGCUCCCUGUCCCCGCUACAGAAUGAGUGUGUGGUGGAGAGGGCUCUGAACAUUGCAGAAGCCCAGUUCAACAUCACUGUCCACGUUGAGGAUUUGAGCCACUUCCGGACACUCUUCCAGGACACGUUUUCCUUCUUCUCGGACUGCCGGCUCGGGGAGCUUGUCCUGCCUCACCUCACAGCCAACUUUGGGCCAAUGUAUUUCUGCAAAUUACGUCGGAUGUAGAAGGGGCCACAGACCCUGUUUGCUGUCAGGAAAUAGCCCAAUAUUUAAGGGGAGGCAGAACUGCUUUAUAUUUAUUUUUCUUUCUAAAAUGUCCCAAAAGAAGCCUGCUUUUUUACUGCAGACAUAGGAAGUAAAUGAGAAAGACCUGCUGUGGUGUUUUCUGAAUAUUUAUCUG